Messenger RNA from Anolis carolinensis (green anole), 4760 nucleotides. It is a transcript of the gene malt1, whose product is annotated as MALT1 paracaspase. NCBI's taxonomy places the organism in Eukaryota, Metazoa, Chordata, Lepidosauria, Squamata, Anolidae. Gene Ontology annotation, biological process: innate immune response; B cell activation; T cell receptor signaling pathway. Gene Ontology annotation, molecular function: cysteine-type endopeptidase activity. The transcript is spliced from 15 exons. The coding region runs from base 195 to 2399 and encodes 734 amino acids. The record is from RefSeq and is a predicted model, not a curated record.
UGGGAGGGCGAGGCUUCCUUCUCUUCGGCUUCCUGCUCGGAGGGACUUUCCCUCUUUUGCCUCUUCCUGAAGCGAAGCGACGCCGCCUCCAGUCCCGCCCGGCCGGGGGAGUUGCUUUAGCCUCCCUUGCUUUCGGUUUCCAUGCAAACUCUCCGCUUUGGAUGUAGCUCUGCUGCACCUGGAGGACGCCAAGGAUGGCCGGUUCGGGGCCGGGACCUGCCUCCUCCUCCUCCUCCUCCUCCUCCUUUUGCUCCAACUCUCUGCCGCUGCAACGCCUGCCCGAGCCCCUCCUGGCUUUGCUCAGCGACUCGCUGGACCGGGCGCCGCCGGGCAAAGGCUGGAGAGAGCUGGCCCAAGUCGCCGGCAGCCAAGCCGGGCUCAGGCUCAGGCUCAGCUCUCAGGAACUGGAACAAUGCUCUCUCCAAGUAUUGGAGCCCGAAGGCAGUCCCAGCAGGAGCCUCCUUCAGCUGAUGGGCGAAAGGGGCUGCACUGUACUGGAGCUGACAGAAUUGCUGCAGGCUCUGAAACAUACGGAGGCACUUCAGUAUCUCAAUCCUCCAAGUAUAAAGAUAGUUCUAGAACCAGAAUCUCUGACAGCUGUAUCUGGCCAAACGGUGAAGCUGAGCUGCUGGGCAGCUGGUUAUCCACUUCUUCAUUAUCAGUGGUUUAAAGGGGAUAAAAUGGUUCCACAUGGGAAUUCCCCAGAACUGAUAUUCAACCAAGUGAGCGUGGAUGAUGCUGGGUUCUACAUAUGUCGAGUCAACAGUGACUUUUCCUAUGGGUUCAGCCAAUGGGCACGGCUGGAUGUUUCUGAAGGAUGUGGAGCUUGUCAUGGCGGAAAAUCUGUUGCAGUAGAAUGCAGUGAAGAGGACUUGAGCUGUUUAGGAGAACCUGCAGAUCUUACAGAAGAACAGUCAACUGAAAGGCAAUAUGCUGUGGACAAAGUAGCCCUGUUGAUGGGCAACAUGAGUUAUCGCAAUCAUCCCAAGCUCAAGGCUCCAUUGGUGGAUGUUUAUGAACUAACCAACUUGCUUCGACAGCUGGACUUCAAAGUAGUUUCCGUGCUGGAUCUUACUGAACCCGAGAUGAGGAAUGCUGUAAAUGAGUUUUUAUUGCUCUUGGACAAAGGAGUAUAUGGUUUGUUAUAUUAUGCUGGCCAUGGCUAUGAAAACUAUGGCAACAGUUUCAUGGUGCCCAUCGAUGCCCCAAAUCCCUAUCGAGCUGCAAACUGUCUCUGUGUGCAAAACAUUCUCAGACGGAUGCAAGAAAAACAAACUGGCCUCAAUGUGUUUUUACUGGAUAUGUGUAGAAAAAGGAAUGAAUACGACAAUACCAUCCUCGUCCUGGAUGCUUUGAAGGUUACAGCUAACAUUGUCUUUGGAUAUGCCACAUGCCAAGGAGCAGAAGCAUUUGAAAUUCAGCAGUCUGGAUUAUCUAAUGGGAUUUUUGUGAAGUUUUUGAAGGAACGUUUGUUGGAGGACAAGAAGAUUACAGUUCUUCUUGAUGGUGUGGCAGAAGAUAUGGGCAAGUGUCACCUUACCAAAGGCAAGCAGGCUUUGGAGAUUCGCAGCAGUUUAUCUGAGAAGAGGGCAUUAACUGAUCCUAUUCAGCAAACCGUAACCUCAGCAGAGGCAUUGGCACGGAAUCUGCAGUGGGCAAAAGCACAUGAACUUCCUGAAAGUAUGUGCCUUCAGUUUAAUUGCGGCGUCCAGAUUCAGCUGGGUUUCGCUGCAGAAUUCUCCAAUGUGAUGAUUGUCUACACGAGGAUAAUAAAGAAACCACCUGAAAUUACAGUGUGCAAUGCUUAUGUGACAGAUUUUCCUCUUGAUUUGGAUGUGGAUCCUAAAGAAGCAAACAAAGGAACUCCUGAAGAAACUGGCAGCUAUUUGCUUUCAAAAGACUUACCCAAACAUUGUCUCUAUACUAGAAUAUGUUCCUUACAAAAGUUAAAGGAAGACUUAACCUUCACCGUUUACCUCCACUAUGAAUAUGAUGGAGUAGAUGAAGUUGUGGAUGAGAGGAAAGUGGUGAACAUUGGCAAGCCGCUCAUUGCUAAAUUGCGCAUUCAUCAAGGAUUUGGGAAGAAUAGCUGCCUCCAGCACUGUUGUGUGUCUAGUGGGCCUUGUUUUACUCAGUCAUCUGAUGCCGGGCCAGCUGUAUAUCAUCCCUCUCACCCAAAUCAUCACCCACAUUCCUAUGCAGGCUUUCCCCAACCGAACUCUGCUCACCCAGAAGGCAUUUCACAUCCAGCAACAUGCCACUGUGAUAUGACUCCAAAUAGACUGAUGGCGUGGCAGACAACAUGGCCCUAUUCAUUUAGUUCAAACCAAGGCAAUAUGCCUGUGGAAACAACAGAUGAACAGGAAUCUGAUUUCUCGGGAAACUUCAGACUGUCUUAACAGUAGCCACGUUCUUUACAUGGUAGUUUGUUGGUGACAUUCCUCGGGUAGGCCAUUGCAACACUGCUUGUGUGUUUUAGGAUUUGGAAGGAGAGUACUACCACUAGUAGAGAACAUUGGUGUGGAUCUGAACUAAGUUUGGUCACAUGGAGGUUCCACUGAAAUUAACCCUGUCUAGAUUUAUCCCAUAGGGAGUACAGAUCUGUCUGUACUUUUAAAAGUGGCAACUGGGAAAAUGUGUUUCUCCAUUCCCAGAUUUGUCCAUAUUGAAAGCCAGUAGUAAGAAAACUACAAGUCACAUGGGGAUGCAAUAACAGGAAUCAUUUGGUUUAGGCAUUUUCUUGCCUAUCCUCAAAUCUAGCAAUGGGCUUGCAACAUUCAAAGGAUAAUUAUGGGGUAACAGAUAUUGACAGAAAGUUGAUGGUGACAAAUAAUUGAAAUGAGCCUAUUUGGCAUCCGGUGGCCACAUUUGGAAAUAAGAUGUUGGAUAGAGUCUUGGUCUGAUCCAUCAGGGUGGCUAAAAUCACAAUGGUAAUACUCAAAGAACAGACGUCAGAAUACCAGUUAUUAGGGAAGAUGCCCAUCCGGAUGUAGUUAGAUUCAUGUCAUUGUGGGCUUUCCACGGAGCACCAACUUGAUCAUUCUGGAAACAGAAUGCUGGAUUAGAUCAGCAUUUGGUCUGAUCAGUAUAUAUAGCCAAUAUUUCUGGAAAUUUUAGCACCUUGCUUCUCAUACUGGACACAAAACACCCAUGACAGUUUUAUGAGGAUUUUCCUAACCAAUUAGUAAUGUAGCACAAGACCAGCAUUACCAUUUAUAAGACAGGAAGGACAGAGGCUUUUUUGUUUGCCUUUAGAAGCUGUUUCAUUAGAUAGCAAGAGUGAUAAAAUUUUACGACUAGUACUCAUCUAACCUAUAUUAUCUUCAUAAGUUUUUUAAAGCAUCAGCAUUCCUUUCUUACAUGUAAUUCAUCCUUUUGUUACUAUCAGACUUGUGGUUUCUUAAAUUUUGAUUGCUGUUGGCAUCUCGUGGAGAGAGAUUAUUACUUAAGUGUCAGUUCAUCAGAAACCAGCCAUGAAAAAUGCUUCUGGAUCUUUGCACUGAAUUUUGGGCUUGCUGAGAGAGAAAUGUAAAAAUAAAAAUUGAAUACAGAGGUGUUACUGCAUUUAAUAUUAGGGAAACAGUUGGCAUGUGAUUGGGAAGCCAAGACAGCUAGAGAAUCAUUGGGAUCUUGAGGAAGGAGGAGAAGAAGUUGUUGAAGAUAAGAAGCACAAGCAGGACUAAAUAUUUUGGGAGGAAAUAGACAAUGCAUUGUUUAUAUCUCUUCCUAAGAGAGGCUAUGAGGAACAGCUUUACCACUGCUGUAAUCAGGCACAUGAAGGAGGGUAGGGUGUACGAUCAACAAAAUAUGUGCCAGGAUCUAUACCUUCAGAAAUACUCUUUAUUUUCUUUAUUGCAUUUGGAUUCCAUCUUGUUCCCAAUCUGGGACCCAAGGCAGCUUACAAACAAUAAAACAACAUAUGCUAAAAUAUAAUAAAACUAUAACAUGAGCCAUACAAAGUAAUGUUAAAACUUAGAAAAGUUAAAACGAGUACACAAUCAUUCCUGUAUGUCAUUAUUCAUUAAACGGCUAUUUGAACAAGAAUGAUACAUCCAGUUUGUUGUAAGUUGUUUCUGACUUAUGGUGAUCUUAAGGAGACUUAUAGUAAGCUUUCAGAGGUGUUUCUAGCACUGAAAGCAUGCGAUUUGACCAGGCUUAGUUAGGACCCAAACCAUAUCGAGCAGGCAUGGGCAAACUUCGGCCUUCCAGGUGUUUUGAACUUCAACUCCCACAAUUCCUAACAGGCUGUGUGGUCUUAAUAGUCAAUCUUAAUUUUGUUCACAGCUCUAUUUUAUAAUCCCAGAACUUGCAUUGUAUGUCUCACCUGGUAAACCAAAUUCUCUUUCUUACAGCACAGUAUGAUCCAGAAGUUUGCUUUCAGUUUGGAAUUUCUGACUUCAGUUUUUUAGGCACUUUAGCGGUUUCAGUCUCCAACUGGGCUAGCAUUUGAUACACUCCAUAAACAUAAACCUCUGUAAAUUUCCUAGUAAUUCUUAAGUAUUUAUGUUAACACCAGUCUAAGAUUAGCUGAAUGCUUUUGGUAAAUAUAUAUCAUAUUCAUAUUUGUUUUUUACUUAUAAAGGAUGAUAUUUAAUCUGGCAUAUAUGUAAAUACUUAAAAGCAUGAUUGUUGACACAAUUUUCUGUUACACCAUAAUUGGUAGAAAUGUAUUUAAAAACUCAAUAACUAUGUUUUUUAGCUAUCCAGGUGAUUUAAAUAAAUUAUUCAGUUUUAUCAAUAAAUGAUUUACAUUUUCAUCA